CUAGAUAUUAUCAAAUAGAGACUGUGUCUGUACCCCGAAUUAGUAAAAACAAAAAACUUCCAAACCCAUUUAAUGGUAAAAAUUUAAUUGAUGUUCAACAAAUAAAAAAUAGAGAUAAUAAUGCUAAACAAACGAUAAAACUUGGGUUGUUAAAUAUUAGAUCCCUUUCUUCAAAAUCACUUAUUGUUAAUGAUAUUAUCAAAGAUAAUAAUCUAGAUGUGCUGUGUUUGACAGAAACUUGGCUAAAACCGGACGAUUACAUUACUUUAAAUAAGUCUAGUCCUCAAGGUUAUCAUUAUCGACACAAUGCUCGUCAGAAAGGCAAAGGGGGAGGUGUUGCUGUAAUCUAUAGUAAUAUUUACAGUAUUAGUCAAAAGUCUUUCAAAUAUAAUUCCUUCGAAACUAUGGUACUUUACGUAACAUUAUGUAAGUUGACAUUUGUGCUGGCUACUGUAUACAGGCCACCAGGACACAAUACAGACUUUAUCAAAGAAUUUGCUGACUUUCUAUCAGAGUUAGUACUAGCUGCAGAUAAAGUCCUUGUUGUUGGUGAUUUUAAUAUCCAUGUAGAUAAUAAAAAAGACGCAUUAGGAUUGGCAUUUGCAGAUAUUCUAAACUCUAUUGGUGUUAGACAACAUGUGUCAGGACCCACUCAUUGUCGUAAUCAUACUUUAGAUCUAAUAUUGUCACAUGGAAUCGAUAUCGAUGCUGUUGAAAUUCUGCAGCAGAGUGACGACAUCUCAGAUCAUUAUCUAGUCUCGUGUAUACUACAUUUAGUCAAGGCGGCUAAACUGCCUCCAUGCCAUAAAUAUGGUAGAACCAUCAUUUCUACCACUAAAGAUUGCUUUAUAAAUAAUCUUCCUGAUCAUUUUCAUCGCCUUAGCAUACCAGACAGCUUAGAAGACCUCGAUGUUGCAACAGAAACUAUUGCCUCUGUCUUUUCCAGCACAUUAGACUCAGUUGCUCCUUUGCGUUUAAAAAAGAUUAAGGAAAUUAAUCCAAUGCCAUGGUACAAUGAGCACACUCGGGCCCUAAAGUUAGCAGCCAGAAAAAUGGAGCGCAGCUGGAAGAAAUCAAAACUAGAAGUAUUUCGUAUUUCGUGGAGAGAGAGAAUGAUUGAGUACAGAAAGGCCUUAAAAUCUGCUAGAUCUGCCUAUUUUUCAAAACUCUUAGAAGAAAAUAAACACAACCCUAGGUAUUUAUUUGAUACAGUGGCUAAAUUAACAAGAAAUAAAGCUUCAACUUCUGAUGUUUCCAAAGAGCACAGCAGUAAUGACUUUACGAACUUCUUUACUUGCAAGAUUGAUAAUAUUAGAGAAAAAAUUAUAACCAUGCAACCGUCUAUUACAGUAUCGCGUCAGAUAGUGCAUUGUAGUGUCCCUGAGGAAAAAUUCAAUUCAUUUACUGCUUUAGGAGAGGAAGAAUUGUCUAAACUUGUUAAAUCAUCAAAAUCAACAACAUGUAUGUUAGACCCUAUACCGACUAAGCUAUUGAAAGAAAUGCUUCCAGAGGUUAUAGAUCCUCUUCUUAAUAUCGUCAAUUCAUCUUUAUCACUAGGACACGUACCAAAAACUUUUAAGCUGGCUAUUAUUAAACCUCUUAUUAAAAACCACAACUUGAUCCUAGAGAAUUAGUCAAUUACAGGCCGAUCUCAAAUCUCACUUUUCUGUCAAAAAUACUAGAAAAGGUAGUAUCAUCACAACUAUGUUCCUUUUUAGAAAGAAAUAGUAUCUGUGAGGAUUUCCAGUCAGGAUUUAGACCGUACCAUAGUACUGAGACUGCUCUCAUUAGAGUUACUAAUGAUUUGCUCUUAUCAUCAGAUCGUGGUUGUAUCUCUCUAUUAGUGUUACUGGAUCUUAGUGCUGCAUUUGACACUAUUGAUCACAAUAUUCUUUUAAAUAGACUCGAAAAUUAUGUUGGCAUUAGUGGAAUUGCAUUGUCAUGGUUCAAAUCAUACUUAUCUGACCGUUAUCAGUUUGUAGUAGUAAACGAAGAGAUGUCAUAUCGAUCACAAGUUCAAUAUGGAGUACUGCAAGGCUCAGUACUAGGACCGUUGCUGUUCACUCUGUACAUGCUACCCUUGGGAGAUAUCAUUAGGAAGCAUGUCGUUAGUUUUCACUGUUACGCUGAUGAUACUCAGCUCUAUAUUUCUUCGCGCCCUGACGAAACUUACCAAUUCACAAAAUUAACAGAAUGCAUAGCUGAUAUAAAAAAUUGGAUGACCAGUAAUUUCCUACUACUAAAUUCAGAAAAAACAGAGAUUCUAAUUUUUGGACCAAAAACUUCUUCACGUAAUAACCUAGAAUACUGUCUAACACUUGAUGGCUGCUCUGUUAAGUCUUCGUCGUCACUUAGGAACCUGGGUGUGCUCUUUGAUACCAAUCUUUCAUUUGAAGGCCAUGUUACUAGCAUCUGUAAAACCGCAUUCUUCCAUCUUAAAAAUAUAUCUAAACUACGACAUAUGCUCUCAAUGAAAAAUGCAGAACAGUUAGUUCAUGCGUUCAUGACCUCAAGGCUAGAUUACUGUAACGCUCUACUGGGUGGUUGUUCUGCUCGCUUGAUAAAUAAACUACAGCUCGUACAAAAUGCAGCAGCUAGAGUUGUUACUAGAACUAGGAAGUAUGACCAUAUUAGCCCAGUUCUGUCAACACUGCAUUGGCUUCCUGUUAAACAUCGUAUAGAUUUUAAAAUCUUGCUAAUGACUUACAAAGCACUAAAUGGUUUAGCUCCCCAGUACCUGA
Messenger RNA from Ctenopharyngodon idella (grass carp), 2741 nucleotides. RefSeq lists its product as uncharacterized. The record is from RefSeq and is a predicted model, not a curated record. Lineage: Eukaryota; Metazoa; Chordata; Actinopteri; Cypriniformes; Xenocyprididae. The transcript is spliced from 2 exons. Gene Ontology annotation, molecular function: catalytic activity. The coding region runs from base 405 to 1634 and encodes 409 amino acids.